Molecule: messenger RNA, 201 nt
Organism: Paramecium tetraurelia
Lineage: Eukaryota; Ciliophora; Oligohymenophorea; Peniculida; Parameciidae
Exons: 2
Source: RefSeq, a predicted model, not a curated record
AUGAAUAUUGCAUUCUCUGCCUAUUUCUUAUGUGCCAAUCUUGAUAAAUGUUUUGAAGUUCUUAUCAAAAGUAAUAGACUCCCUGAAGCUGAUCAAUUUAAAUAAUUUUAAGAAUUCUUGAAUUAAGAUCUAUUUCCAUAAUUAUAAAAUAACCCUAAUUUGGAUCUUUCACAAAUCACUUAUGAAUCUGGUGAGUAUUGA